Messenger RNA from Humulus lupulus (European hop), 2444 nucleotides. RefSeq lists its product as uncharacterized. The record is from RefSeq and is a predicted model, not a curated record. Gene Ontology annotation, molecular function: lipid binding. The transcript is spliced from 6 exons. The coding region runs from base 561 to 1868 and encodes 435 amino acids. NCBI's taxonomy places the organism in Eukaryota, Viridiplantae, Streptophyta, Magnoliopsida, Rosales, Cannabaceae.
CCAUGUAGUUGAAAGAAAAAAAUAGAGAGAGAAAGUUAUAUAUGGUCUGAGUCUCAUAAAUUGUUGGUGGAUAUUGAAUUUUAUUAAAAGGAAGAGGUCUCUACAAGACAAAUUGCUUGGUUCGAAGACUGUGAUUGAUUUUUACGAGAGGCGAACGCCAUUUGUAGAAAGGAUUGAAGAAAAGAACAAACCCAAUUAAAGGCCCUACGGUAAUCUCCCCAAUACGUUUCUCUACCGCUUAUCCCACGAAUCUUAUCCACUUCUCUCUUUCUCUCUCUUCUGCAUAUCUUAAUCUCAGCUUUCAUUCCUUUCCCAACCCUCUUCUCUUUAUUUUAUUAUUAUCUUCUUUUGUUUAUAUUCGUGUUAUCUGUUGAGCGAGGGAGAUAGGGAGGUAGGAGGAGGAGGAGGAAGGUUUGGUUGUUGGGUCUUAGGGUUUUCUUCUUCUUUGAAGUCCUCGAGUAAUCUUUGUGCUUAACAACCACACUUUUUGAUUCAAUCGAGGGUUUUUCUUAUCUUUUUUUGGGGUUUUUGUAUCUGGGUUUUUUCGUUUGAGUUCGGAUAUGGCUUUGGUUUCGGCAUUUUUGGAGAUUUUCCGGAGACCCACGAUUGUGGAGGUGUUGGGUGAGCUCGUCUUGUUCAUCACUCCUCUUUGGAUUGCGGUUUUUGUUGGGGUUGUGGUUGGCUGGGCAUGGAGACCUAAAUGGGCAAGUUUGGUGGGUAGAGAUAUGUCUGAUUGUUCGGCCUCAAAACAAGAAGCUUCAUCGUCCUCGCCACCGACAUCGUCGUCUCUGUACUUUGCUUCGAUGCCAAGCUUGAAUUCGUUGAAAUUUCAGCUGCCCAGUUGCGUUUCAUGGGGUUCUGAGGAUGGGAUUCAACAGAAUGCUAUCGCCGUACCAGCUAUGGUCAAUUCUGAUUCUAGUUCCUCACGGCUUACAAACGAAAUUCCAUCUCUUGUGAAUGGAGAUGAUUUGGAACACCUUUGUCGGAUUGUUGAGGAGAAAGAUGGAGGUCCUGCUUGGAUUAAGAUGAUGGAUCGUUCCACCCCAACUAUGGGCUAUCAAGCAUGGCGAAGGGACCCCGAGACCGGACCUCCACAAUACCGUAGCAGAACUGUGUUUGAGGAUGCCACGGCUGAGUUGGUGAGGGAUUUCUUUUGGGAUGAUGAGUUUCGAAUGAAGUGGGAUGACAUGCUUAUUCAUUCAUCUAUUUUGGAGGAAUGCCCAACUACUGGAGCCAUGGUUGUGCAAUGGGUGCGCAAGUUCCCCUUCUUUUGUAGCGAUAGAGAGUACUUGAUAGGUCGUCGCAUUUGGGAAUCAGGACAGGCGUACUACUGUGUCACUAAGGGAGUACCCUACCCAUCUGUUGAAAGGCGCAGCAAACCUAGACGUGUUGAUUUAUACUAUUCGAGCUGGUGCAUUCGUCCAGUUGAAUCAAGAAGAGGAGAUGGCCUGAUGACUUCCUGUGAGGUUUUACUGUUUCACCACGAGGAUAUGGGUAUACCCUGGGAACUUGCAAAACUUGGAGUCCGGCAGGGUAUGUGGGGAGCUGUUAAGAAGAUUGAUCCUGGUUUGCGCAAAUACCAGAAGGCAAGAGCCGCUGGAGCCCCAUUUUCACGAUGUGCCCAUUUGGCUCAUAUUAACACAAAAGUCAGUGCUGACUACCUGAGAACAAUAGAAAAUGCUUGUGAAGAUUCAUCAGUGGUCGAAGGACACAACACAUUGGAGAAACAAGAAGGAAAGAACAUUCCUAAACUUCUAGUUGUCGGUGGGGCAGUUCUGCUCGCCUGCAGUCUUGACCGGGGACUAUUAACCAAGGCCGUUAUUUUUGGGGUUGCCCGAAGAUUCGCUAAAAUUGGAAGAAGGUUAUGAUCCAGAUUCCAGAGUGAUUUUUGCUUGUUCUUACCAAGAGGGGCCAUGAAAAGCUCGUCAUUUGUAAAUUUAGAAAAUUUGCUCAUAUGGUGGAUUUUCCCACUCAGCUACUUUCAUGAGCUACCUUCACAAGCAUUGAAGGUUAUUCUUUUUCUUUAUAUUUAUUUUUCCUUGUUCGGGCGCUAGGAAAGAGCUGUAGAAUUGACAACCCCCGCCAAAAGAGUAAAACAGAAAAUGAAGAGAAAUGAAAAAGAGGUCAAGUUCCUGUAUUUUAAAUAUGGAUGUCUUAGAAAAGUAUCUUCUGCGGCAUGAAAAAUAACAGGCUUAUUCAACUUUUUCCUCCUUUUGGAGAGUUAUGUUAGGACAAAAUUUACAUUAAAAGGUUAGCAGUGUUAUGCCUUUGCUCUUUUUAAAGUAUCAUAUAGUGUAAAGUGUCUUUAUAUUUGGUGUAGCUUUUGGGCAUCCAUGUAAUCUGAAGUAGUAGUGAUGAGUAUCUAUGUAGCUGGUGUAAUUCUUAGACGUGAAUUUUGUACCUAUCUCUUUGAAAUAUGUCUAAUGAUAUAUAAACUUUGUCAA